CCGCAGACAAUCAGGAAGCAGCUGACGGUGAACAUGGAGCUGAAGAAGAGUUUUCAUCCGGCAGGAAGCACUUCAGCUGCUGGACUCCAGUCACGACAGAGGAGGAGGAGAGCUGAGGAGCCGGACGGAGACUCUCAGCAGUGGUUCUGAUCCAGCUCGUCCGAGUCGGUCUGGUUCUGCUGGUCCAGCUGGGUUCUGGACUGGUUUCGGCGAUGGCGGAUUAUCUGCCGGCUGCUCUGCUGGAAGCCUGCGUGGUGGUCGGAGCAUCUAGUGACAAACUCCAGGAAGUCUACCAGGCCUUUCACAGUAAUGGAACUCCAGAGCUUCCCCCGUUGGAGCCGGAGGUCCUUCACGUCCUGGUUCCUCCCUUCGUCAGCCGACCACAAGCUGAGAGCGAAACUCUGAGGCCACGAGGGAAACGGCGGCGUUCCUUUCUGAGGAAGAAGAGGGAACAACUUCCUUCGUCUGCACCUACACCAGGUGGAGGUGCAGCAGAUGGAAAAGGAGGCAGUGAAGACAUCAGUGUACCCAAAGACAUCGACCUCAUGGCUUUACCUCAACUCUGCUUCCCCGGUGGCCUCCAAGUAACCAGUGAACAGAAGGAUGAAGAAUUCCACUUUUUGGUUUUCACUAAUGUUUUUGGCAACAAGACCCAUGGAGUCGUAAUGCAGUGUUACCGUCCCAUACAGGAAGGAACGUCUUUCUAUCAGAACGGAGCUGAUUCCUCCAAACUCUUCUCUGCCUACAGUUUCUGUGUCAUAUCCAAGUAUCCCUUCUUCACCGCACUCAAAGACUGUCUGUCAUGUCUUUUAAUUCAGCUGAAAACUUGCCGGUUGUCAGACAUGGAAGACAGAGUGAAGGAAUUUGCAGCCAAACUGACUCUUGUGCCUGUUCCGCCUCCUGGACAACUACAUCUGAUGUUUGAAUUACGACCUCUGACCAUCAUCCUACCAGCUAAAGAAGACAGAGACCUUCCAGCUGUAGAUUUAGACCUCCAUCUGCCGUUUCUUUGCCUCAGACCGCAGCAGCUACUGCAGGUGAUAUGUUGUCUCCUGCAGGAACAGCGAGUGGUUUUAUUCUCUGCCGACUGGUCCAGACUCACACUGAUGGCAGAGUGCUUGUUGCUUUUCCUGCAGCCUCUGUCCUGGCAGCAGCCCUAUGUUCCCGUCCUGGCCAGAGGAAUGUUGGACUUUCUAAUGGCUCCGACUGCCUUUCUGAUGGGCUGCCAUCUCAGCCACUUUGCUGAAGUUGCUGCUGAAACAGAAGAUCUGAUUCUAAUUAAUAUUGAUAAAGGAACAGUCUGCACUUCUUCAUCUGAUACCAUUGACCUGCCUGAUAUUCCUCCAGCUGCUGCUGAAUGCUUCACACAGAGGUGUCAGUCACUGAAGAUACAUUUUGACUUGGAUCAUUGGCGACAUGCCAGUUCCACUGACAUCAACGAGCAGCGAACACAGAGGAGAACCUGGCAACAGAACCUCAAUCACAACAUCCAGAGAGUCGCACUGGAGCUCAUCGUCAACAUAUUCAGGGAUGUUAGCGAUCAUCUGAACUACGAACAUCGAGUGUUUCACAGCGAAGAGUUUCUGAAAACCAGAGAACCGGCAGAGCAACUGUUUUACAAGAAGGUGUUGGAGACGCACAUCUUUCACUCCUUCCUCAAGGAUCGUCUCAACAAGAAAAUGGAUAACUUCGCUCGAAUGGAACUCGGCACUCGAUCCGAGAUGCAGAAAAUGAAGGCCAUGGUUGAAGUUCCUCGCAGGCCCACCAUGCAGGAGAUUCAGGCCCGGAGGAAGAGCUCCGUCACAGAGAUCCGUCUCAGUAAGAGGCUGGGGAUGAGCCUGCCGAACCUGGGAGACGACCAGACCAUCAGCUUCCAGAGAAACUCGCUAUUGACCAGGAUCUUUGUACCCGACCCUGGGCUGAAAUCGCCUCCUAAGCCUGUGAAGGUGUUUAAACUGCCAGACUUCCCAGCAUCUCUGUCCUUCCACUCCGUCCAGAGUUACUACAGUGAGCUCAUCCAGCAGCUUGGAAAAGCUAUUUUCACUGUCCAGAAUGAGAACUCUGCUCUGCUUGCCAGGUUCUACUACUUGCGAGGACUCAUCAACACGUUGUGUUCGCGGCGGCUGGAUGCUCUGAGUGACUUCCAGAACCUCUAUAAGACCGACACGGCCAUCUUUCCCACGCAUUUGGUCACGUUUCUGGUGGAUUCGCUGCACCGAGAUGAAAGGCAGCAAGCACAGAGACGACCUGAAUUAAAGAGACUCAUACUAAAGGUAAAAACAGAUAACGAGAAGCAGCUGGUGCAGCCAGAUGACCAUGUCAAGAAGUUUCAACUUCCUCGUCAGCAGCUGCAUCAGGAUGAGUUUGUGCGUUGCAUUCAAGAGUGCAGGAUUGUUAAAGACGUAACGACCAUACACCGUUUAUUUGAGGCUCUCGCUGAUGGUCAGCCACAGAAGGUCGACCCAGAACUCUUCAAAAUCUUCUACACCUUCUGGAAGGAGGCUGAAGCCGAAGCUCAAGACGUCAGCCUCCCCUCUGAGGUCAUCGACCACCUCGACUACAGUGAAUGCGUCUACAAGUUGUCGUCUUGUGUUAAGACUUCCCUCGGCGUCGGUAAAAUCGCCAUGACGCAGAAACGUCUGUUUUUGCUCACCGAGGGACGACCCGGCUUCCUGGAAAUCACAAAGUUCAGAGACAUCCAGGAGGUGAAAGUAGCCACAGCUCCCUUUCUGCUCGUUCGUAUUCCUUCCCUUCGUAUCCAGACCUCUGGCAGGCCCGAGACGUUCGAAGCCAACCUGAAGACGGAGACUGAACUCUGGAACCUGGUGGUCAAAGAGAUGUGGGCUGGACGCAAGAUGGCAGAUCAGCACAAGGACCCUCAGUACAUGACGCAGGCUCUGACUAACGUCCUGCUGAUGGAUGCCGUCACCGGCAGCCUGCAGACUCAGAGGUCCAUUGCUGCCGCUUCAAAGCUGGCUUACUUUGAUAAGAUCAAACAUGAAGUUCCUAUGAUGGUGCCUAAAACUACCUCAGAGACUCUGAAACACAAGAUCAACCCGUCACUGGACCUGGCUGAACCUCAGACUGUACACGUGCUGCUCUACACACCAGGUCAGCUGACUUGCAAUGACUCAGAGGCUGAGAUGAACCCGAAGCUGUGGGUGGCUCUCAGCGGAGGCCGAGUGGUUGUGUUUGAUGCAGCGAGCUGGUCCAUGCUGCAGGCCUGCAUCCAGGUCGGAGAGUCGCAAGUGAACUGCAUGAUGGGAUUGGUCCAGGAGCAAGUGUGGAUCGGUUCUCAGGACUCUGUCAUCUACAUCAUCGACACUCACAGCAUGUCCUGCAACAAACAGCUGACUGAGCACAGACAGGAAGUGACCAGCCUCGCAAUGGACACCAGAGAUCUGCACAACAGUCAGCUGACGUACUCCUGCAGCUGUGAUGGUUCCAUCCUGCAGUGGGACUCGUCCAGCCUGAAAGUCAAGCGACAGUUUCAUCUCAACUGUCAGCGACUCUCCUCCAUACAGGUCCAUGAUGGAACUCUGUGGUGCUGUUGUGAUGACAGCAUUGUGGAACUGAAAAAAAGUGGGACAGCGCAGAGAAGAAUAACACUUCCCAGUGACCUACGGAGCACGUCCAGUAGCUUCAGCAGCUUUGUCGUCAUCCCAGAGCGAGGGCAGGUGUGGACCGGCUGUGCAGACUCAGUGGAUUUAUGUCUCUGGCAAACAAACAACCACAGACAUCCACCUAAAAGAAUCUCCCUGCCAGGAACCUCAGGAGUCACCUGCAUGAUCCGAGUCAAAGACCAGAUCUGGGUGGGCUGCUGUGGUCGCAGCAGCGUUGGAGGCGAGUGUGACGGCCAGCUGAGGAGUCAGGUGUUGGUGGUCGACCCCCAGAGCCACGCGGUGGAAAAGGAGCUGCAGGGCCAUUCGGACAGCAUCCAGACGCUGUGUUCUGCCGAGGAUCGGUACGUCCUGAGCGGCUCUGCACGGCGCGACGGAAAGAUCGCCAUCUGGAAGGUGGAGUAGAGAACAAGAGGCGGAGGAAGCAGUGGAAGGAAAGGAGGUGGGUGGACGUGAAGCAAGAGAGGAGCACGAGAAAAAAUAGAAAGUAAAUGUUUGGCUUUGGGGUGUUUGUGACCGUAAGAUCAUCCUGCUGGCAGUUGAAGAUGAAAACACAUGAAAAGUAGAUGGAUGUGAAUGGAAGAAUUAUUUUUUCACACUUGUAGGAAGAUUUAAAUGAUAAUUGAGAUUUUUUUUUUGUCAAGAGCCGAAGAAACAAAAUGCUGAAAGCCGCCGUGAGGGUGAUAUUUUAUUGAAAGAGAAGGAUAUUUCUGUUUGUUUUAAAAAUUUUGCUUUUGACGUGAUGACAACAGUGCAAUACUAAGAUGCUCUAAUUUAAAUUGUGCUGCCUUCUUGUUUCACUUUGUUUUUAUUAUUUGACCUGCAGGCAAGCCCAAAAUUAUUUAUACUCAUGCCAAAUUUGGACUUUCAGUGAAUUUUUGUUUGACCAGUGGGUUGCUUCUGGCUAGAAAGGGCAUAAAUAAGUGGCAAAACAGUAAUUUUGCAUUAAGACCACUCAUUAAAAAUUGUGUUUCUCAUUAAGGGCACUAUUCAGAAAACAUCUCAAACAGGCCAAUCCAAAUCAGUGAACAUAGGUCUUGUUUUUUCAGAAUCCAGAGAGGAAACUAAAAUGUUUACUACAUGUUAAGGAACUUGCAAAGAUAUUACUAGAACAGAACACACAUUUAAUAGCUAAUGAAUCUUAAAUGUUGGUGGUUUUUAAUUUAACUAUGGACACAGUGCUGUCAAAUUUUUGUAGUUUUUACUCAAGCACUGUUAUGUUAUUUUCAUUUUAAGGAUACAGUUUGCACCAGAAGUGUGUACGAUCCUGUGCAAUAUCACUUAAAUAUCAAAGUAGUCUAAACUGUAAAUGCAUGCAAUGAAUGCAUUAUGUUAGCGAUGACAAAAUGUCCAAAAUUAUUCAUAUUCUUCUUCAGUAAUCCAUGUCAAAGUCUUUAUUUUCCACCACAUCAAUCAAUAUAUCAUAAAACAAAAGUUUGGCAUGGGUAUGAACAUUCGCUUACUGAUUAAUUCGCCACAUUUUAGAGCUGUUCUCAAUUCACAAACGGUGUUCAAAUCCAUCUAAUCUGUUUAUCCUUCGACGUAAGGCCUUUUGGUGUCCCUAAUGAAUUAAUUCCUGCCAGGUUAGCGGUCCUCACAGGGACAGACAUUGGUGAAUAUCCUAAUAUUCUAGCAAAGAUGCCAACAACAUACAAACACAGAACCUUCAACGAACCACACAUAAAGCAAAAUAAAAUACAAAACAACUUGAUGGUGUUGACAGUCUUUAAAUUCUUUAUUGGUAAGAACACACCACAGUUAAAGAGCUGAAAUACAACAAAUCUGUGUGAAUUAUUGAAUGAUGACUGUUGUUGAUGAUUCAUUUUUUACUUGGUUUAAAGGAGUUAAUUUGUCUUAAAUAUGAAUACAAUGCUAAAAGAUGGUUCCAGCUAUAAAUACAUGGAUCACAAAGCAACACGGAUGAAUGAUGAAGUGGGUAAAGUCGUCUGGUUUUGCAGCACUUGGUGAAGGCUGUGAUGGUUGGAUGAAUGAAUGAAGGAGCUUCUGUGGUCUCAGUAGUAUAAUUCCUGAUCCCACCAACCUGAGAGAUUAUAAAGCACAGAUUAAUGGAGGCUGAUGGGUGCAGAGAUGUUAAUGAUGACUAAAGAACUGAUGAAUAACAUUUCAUCUUACUUCCUGGAUGUCUUCUGACUCCCAACUUUCUGAUCUCAUCAUAGACAAAGAUUAAAACACCGUACGGGAGAGGAACAAACCACCACUGGACCCUGGAGAGAAAAGACACCAUUUAAUAUUAGAAUUAAAUAUGGAAUAAGCAAUGAUUGUAGUGUAAAAUAUCAUUAUGUGUUACGACAAAUUUGCAUUUUGUACCAUACUAACCAAUUGCUCCUUCCAAGUCUGUUUUAUUUACGAGAUCACCAAUUAAAUGAGACUUUGUGCGUUUACCUGAUGGGCAUGAAAUUAAAGAUGUUGGGCAUUCCAGGGCAGUAACACAGCAGAUUACCCAGACAGAGCUGGAAAAUUAUAGCGGUCAGCAGUACACGGUUCCUGCACAGAGGAAAACAUACAAGUAACCAAACAUUUCCUUAUUAGAUGACUGGAUAUCUCUGCUUGUGAAUAAAUUCGUAGUGAUAAAAUAAAGCUGCAUAAGUUUUGCACAGUCGUAACACAACUGCAAUUUUCCAUGGUGACACUGAGCAAAAAUAUCAUCGCAGCAUGCAAAUGGUCUUUUCUGGCUUAGAGGGGAAGCUAAAAAUCCCAUUUGUGGGUAGAAAAGGGUUCAAUUGUGCACAAAAACUUUCAGUUUUUUACCACUGGGGAUUAUAUAUUACAUGCUGCAAUAAUUAUUUUGUUCAGUGUUCAAUUAAAUGUAUGUAUUUUGUUCGUUCGCCUCCUAAAAACAACCUGAAAACUCGCAGUACACACUUUGGAUUUUGCUAUUUUCACUGCUCUUACUGCAAAAGUAGCUACUUUGGUUGUCUUUUAAAUAAUGUGACUGCAAGACUGUCAUCACAGGAGUAAUAUAUAAACUGUCCAGAUUUAAUAAUACUGUGAAUCCAGCAUCAGUCCUGGACUCGUGUUGGAGUUUUACUGACCUGAAGAAGCCUUGCUGGAACAAAGAAAGACGUCGGGUUUUCCUGAUCAGCACAUCGGAAAUCUGACAGAUUUCUAUACUGACGAAAAACACGGUGUAGCAGGUAUAUUCCUGGUACAACCUCUGACUGAAGGUCUGCAAGCAGAAGAGAGGAAAUCAAACUAACAGGUAGUAUGUUGACAAAAAAAAAACAGCUAAAAUCUAUUCCCAUUACUCAACUAGAUGUUGUUUGCAUCCACAGCUUUAACUGACCCAUUCCUGUCCGUAACUGUCUUGUAAGUCUUGAAGGUGAACGUCUUCCCACUGAGAUCGCAGGCCGACACAUAAAAGUGGGAACCAGCCCUCCUGGGCCAUGGCGGUGAAGUAAUCUGUAAAACCUGCAAAAGACUGGAUGGCUCCUACAACAGGGUAAGAGAAAAUGGGUCAGGACUAUUUUAGUAGUAUGUGGUGAGUAUAUGAAGCCUCCUCCACAGGUAUCCUGAGAGUUAGAAAGAUUAUCUGUUGUACCGUACUGUAAUAUUUGUGUCAUUUCUAUGCAUGUAUUCAUAGGGGUGAGCUACGAGCUCAUACAGCCAUCAAAUAUAUUGUAGGAAACAUAUUUACAUCCGUAUAUUUUCCUCUAUAUUUUGAAUUCUCACCUGGUGUCUGAUAUUUAGUGUUUUCCUCUGCAUAAAUAAAGACAUUUCCACCAUAAAUUGAUGCAUAAAAAGGUGCAAAUUGGUGCAUAAAGAGUCACCAGAACGCAUUCUCACCUAUCUGGAAGUACGAGUACACAGCCAGAGCCUCGUUCACCAGCCGAUCACGACGAGGGUUUCUGGGCUUCAGGUGCAUGAUGUCGCUUUCUGCUUUCUCAUAAGCCAGAGACACAGACGGGAACUACAAACAAACAGCAUAUCACUGUACUUUAGAUGUGGCAGCGAGGAGGAUAAUGAUGCAGCUAAUUUACUAUUAAUAUCACUGAAACACCUGCUGUUAAGAGUGAGUUUGAUGUCGCAAGUAAGAUACACAAUCAUCACCUGUUCCAGUGUAAUGACCAUAAUUUUCUUUUCCACAGAGUUGUUUCUAAUGACACGAUUACUCACAAUGUCAGUGGCCAGUUCGAUGAAGAGGAUGGUGAUGCAGCCCAGAGGGAGAGGCACGCUGACGGUGAUGUAGAUCAGAUAUGGAGUCAGCUCGGGAAUGUUCUUGGUGAGCGUGUAGGCGAUGGACUUCUUCAGGUUGUCAAAGAUAAGGCGGCCUGCAGACACACAUGAACAGUUCUCACAGCAAAACAGGUUCAUAUAUUCUGGCUUGUGCAGUAUACACACACCACGUAGUGGCAAAUCCAAACAUGUACAUCCUUUUGAAGUUUUGAUUUGUCUGUUUACUUAACUCACUCAUUCUUUACUUAGGAUUCAUUAAUACAAUUUCUUAUUAACAGAGACAUUCUUGACCAGAAAUGGGGUUAUGGUCUCUCUCCUACAACCAACUUUUAUUACAUUUUACAACAAACUCCACCUUUAAAGGUCUUGUACAAGUUUGCAACCUGUUGUUACAUCAAAACAAACAGCACAUCUGAGCAUAUGGCAAGUUGUUUGACGAGUUUGACUAUCCAAAUUUGAAUUAAUUACAAAUAUCAACAUCAUUUUCACUAUUCCAGAUAUUGUUAACAUCAUUCUGACAGCAGAAUAAUAGUUGUAGAUCUCUAAAACAUCAUUAUGUCUAGUUUGCAUUGUUGUGCAUGAUGUUCUAUUCGUUAUUGGUCCUGCUUUGCUAGACCAAUAUUACAUGGAGUGUGUGAAGAACAAGAGCUUUGUUCAUUAGAAACUUGCCAAACUUCACAGCAUUUUGUAUUUUAUUUUUUCUUCAGACACACUUGUCAACCUAUGACAAAGUCUGGAUGGGUUCCAAACACUCAUACUCCCACUUGAGUAAAACUUCUGAAAAUGUAUGAUUUUUAGCCUGGUUGCAUUGCCAUAGUAUGUCUAAAAAGCAAACCACCUCUGCCUCCUAUUUGCCGUGGCUUCUGACUAGAACUUCAGAUCUCUACAACAUCAUUUUGCUGAAUCAAAACUCUAACUUAAGAUAUCUGUGAUUACAUUUCAACCAGGCAGAAUUCUAGUUUGAUAUAUUGCUGAUGUUCCUCUGACUAGUUCUAACUUCAUUCAAAAUGUCCAAAAAGGACAGUGUAGACAUCUUGAAUUAAGGAUACAUUUACUAAGAUUAUGACUUGUCAGAUUUUACCUGUACAUACCUGAAACUGGAAUUUUUAUCAUUUAGAAUUCAGCUGCAGAUAUGCAAAUCUCAUAUUGCAGAUAUCUGAGAAAUCCUAUACACAUAAUUAAUAGAAGUGGUGUAAUUUGCCCUGGAAUAAUAAUGAUAUGUAUAUGUGAAAUGUUGUUUUUGACUAGCUGGAAUUAAUUUCUAGAUAUCUGCAAUACAUGUCCAGUCUAGCUAUUAAAUGUUGAUAUGGCUUGAAAUAUUAUCACCACAAUCAGACACUCACUUUCUGAUCUAUGGAGAAAAGAAACAUAUGAAAAGAAUGUUCUUUUGUCAUAUUUUGUAGCUCUCUAGACACACCGAAAACACAUUUCUGUUCAAAAACAAUGAAAACCUGGAUUUUGCCCCUUUUGAAUUUGACCCCUUUAAGUCCGGUCAUGUCAACUGACUCUUAAUCCUGGAUGUGGAUUUGAGAUAUUUUUGUUAAAAUACAGAAUCCUUCCUCUAAAUUCUCACCCUGCUCCACUCCAGUGACAAUAGAAGCAAAGUUGUCGUCCAGUAGGAUCAUGUCUGCAGCGUUCUUGGCGGCGUCUGAACCAGCGAUUCCCAUGGCAACGCCAAUAUCAGCCUUCUUAAGAGCAGGAGAGUCAUUCACACCAUCACCUGUUACAGCCACGAUGGAACCCUGCGGUGAUGAAAGAUGAAAACAUCCAUCGCAAGUCUGAAUCUAUGAAUAUAUACAAACCAGCCUCGUCCCCCUGCUGCUCUUUUAUUCACAAUCCCCCUCAGGGAGCACUUCAAAACACUAUACUAGCUUUAUAGUGCCUGUCCUUAAAGCUAUGUGCAUAGAAAACCUGCUCUAGAUGCAUAUCAUGUUUAAAUAAAUGCAAUCAGACAUCUUUGUGCAUGUGUAUUUACCAAACGUUGACAACUCUCCACGAUAAUGAGUUUCUGCUGAGGGGACGUUCUUGCAAAAACCAUCUCCGGAUGGUUCCGCAGAGCGUCGUCUAAUUCUUCACUGCUCAUUUCCUUCAGCUGACCACCACUGAUCACACAAGCACGAGCGUCUCUGUACCCAGAUGGACAGAUUUAAUUACAAUAAAUACAAUAACCAUACAUGCAGGAUAUGAGGAUUGCUUGGAGAGUGGACGGCAGCGAUGCAAACACCUCUUGUUGACUUGUUCCACAGGUAUACGCUUCCUCUCGGCGAUGUCUUCCACGGUUUCGCUGCCUUCUGAUAUGAUGCCAACAUUAGCUGCUAUUGCCCUCGCUGUAAUUGGAUGGUCUCCAGUCACCAUGACAACCUGAAGUUCCAAAAUGUAAACAAUAGUUACGAGACAGGAAAAUAAACAUAAGAAACUCUAAUGAUGAAUGAGUUUUACAUUACAACAGUGAUAGUCUGUGUGGAUUGUCGGUCAUCCAGGUCAUUGUGCCUCAGUAGAAGGUACCUGGACCUCUUUUUUGUUCUUAAAGACAUUUCGACUCCCAUCUGAGAGACUUCAUCAGUUGUAACUGACUAUAAGGAGUCCCAGUUGUUUAUUGUCAUGGUUCACAGCCUAUCAGUGACUCCCGUGACUCAUUGUAUUAAUGUUGGUGAAACCGCCUGGGAAGGGAUCUCAGGACUGCAUCAUAAGCACCUGAUAAGUGGCAUCCCUGGCAUCUAGGAGAGGGACAAUAUAUUCCACUGCCUUCUGAGAUGAUACCAACACUUGCUGCUAUUGCCCGUGCUGUAAUUGGAUGGUCUCCAGUUACCAUAACAACCUGAAGUUCUUAGAUAUUUAAAAAAUUGCUAAGAGACUGGACCAUAAACAGAAUAAUUUGAUGAUGAAUGAGUUUGGCAUUUCAGAAGUAACUGGCUUUGAUGCCUGAUAAUCCACACAAUUACCUCUGUAAUACAGAACCUCUUCAUCAUUGGUUCUAAAAUAUUUAUAUAAGACACUCAAAUACUGUUUUAUAUCUUGAAACUUGAGGUUGUCAUGGUGACUGCAGACUACAGAAAGGGCAAUAGCAGGUAAUUUUGGCAUCACUUACAUCAUCUCACUGCUUUCUGACUGGCAACACUUUUUGAAUCUAUAUGCUACUGUUUACAAAACCACCAAGUCAAAUUCAUUGCAUUUGAAAAUCUACUUGGCAAUAAAACCUUUGUCAUUCAGAUUCUGAAGGCAGUAAAACAGUGGAAUAAAUUGCCCCUCCCUUGGACCACUUAUUGGGUUUUAUAAUGCAGUCCUGAGAUUUUUGGCCCACAGUUAUGUUUAAGGGGUGAGAAUAAAUACAUGAAACUCUCCACUGGUCAUUGAAAAACUGAAAAAGUCAAAACUGAGUCAAAACUCAUAAAAGGCAAAACGUCUUCAGGAACCAAAAACACAAGUCUGGUUGCCUUUUAUUAAAGCAUUACUGAAGUAAGUAUGUGCAUAUUUAUUUAGAUAUAAUUAUCUCUAAUAGGUUUUGAAACAAUAUGAACACACCCUGAUGCCAGCAGUUCUGCAUUUCAUCACUGCAUCAGGUACAGUGGCUCUGGGAGGGUCGAUCAUUGAGAUGAGACCAGCAAAGCACAGUCCAGAGGUGGUGAAGUUCAUCUCAUCAGGGUCAAACUGAAAGCCGCGAGGAAACUCCUUCUCAUUGAGAUAGAUGUGACAGAAACCUAGACGAGCAGGACAGCAUUGAUAAAAACAUAUCCACAUUAUUUAUCACAUCAUUAUUAGCAAUAAAUGAUAAUGUUGGGGUUCAAAGAGGAACUUUCUAACCCAGCACUCUCUCUCCCAGUCCUCCCAGGUCCAUGUACGCUGUCUGAAAAGCUUCUUUCCACUGCUCAUCCAGAGGCAGCUCCUGGCCUUUAAUCAAAAUGGUGGAGCAGCGUUCCAGGAUGCGUUCGGGAGCUCCUUUCAUCACCAGCAGGUAGCGAAGGUCCAGUGGAUCCUCCAGUUCGUGGAUAGACAACUGGAGAGAGAGAUGAAUAAGACUAAACAUUAAAAAGGUUCGAUGUGCAACUUUUCUGAACCACGAGAGCAUCUCAGAUCAAAACAAACUGUUAUUCAGACAUCUAAAACAGUGGUGUGCACAAAAGCCAACAAAAAUAUAAUAGAGUUAAAACAAUUAGCCCAUGCUAUCAUUGUAAAAUGCACUGAAUGACUAACAAGUUGCUUUCAACUAAAUGAACCUGAGUGGCCUCGUGGAAACAGAUACACAAAGAUCAGAGCUGAAUAGACGCCUAGAGCCUCGAAGUAGCAGUAUAGACUCUUACAUUAAGCUUAAAUGAAGCAAAUCCAUGUAAUUUGAGAUACUAACACAAAUAAAUACUUUUUCGCAUUUGGAUUUUUGGGGCGCUGGCUAAAUGCUGGAUUGCACUUUUUAUUUUCCAGUACAGUGUAGGAGAUCAAUCUCAGCAUGUUUGUAAGUAGAUGGAAAGCUAACAGUUUCAAUGGGAGGGACUCACAUGCACGAACAUGCACACAUGACUGGAAAAACUUCCAAAAUAUGGAAUAGAAAAACUUGAAUUACAGCACACAUAGACAGCCUCUGCUAAGGAUGUGAUUACCCUGCUGUAUUUUAUAUAGCAGUUAGCUGUUUUCUGCUAUAUUAAUGCCCAAUUUAUGUUCAAAGUCUUGGGUAUUGCGCCUUCAAUCUGUGCUCUUAGAUCUGCCAUGAAUCAGUCAAUUGUUGUAGCAUCAAAGCAGGAAACCAGAGAUGAUAGUGUGUGAGAACUAUACCCACCUGGAACUUGUUGGUAGAGUUGAAGGGCACUUCUGUCACUUUCUUGAAGCGAUUCCGGUAAUCCAUGACAUUUCCCACAGUGAGCUCAGUGAACUUCAGCAGUGCCGUCUCGGAUGCAUCUCCGACCACAAGCCGCUGUGAAAUGUUGUGGAAUUUACAAAAUAAAAGCGAAUCUUUUCAUAUGAUGACUUCUAAAACAGGGAAACUGGCACCUUCGCUACAGUGUAGACAGUAAAGUUUUUAAGCUAAAAGUUACAACAAAUGGAUGAAAACUUGUACCUUAGGAAUCGGCACUCCUUCCUGAUCAGGUCUGAAUAUAGCUCUGUUACACAGGGAUGCUAUUCUUGCCAGUAAACGCCACGUCUCUGAAGACUGGUCAAAACUCUGGCCUGGAAGCCAGACAUUCAAAUCAUUAUCAGAGGAUCACAUCAAUACCAAUAAUCCACCUUGUAUAAACCCAUAACAAUUGAAAUGGCAAAACUUAGUUUAUAAUGCUGAUUAUAAUAGAAAUGAUUGAUUUCAGUAGGAAACACUGAGCAAAAUGUACAUAUUUACCUGACUGAUCUUCAGUGGUGUCAGCAGCGUGAAUCUGGUUGUCGAACCAAAGGUGAGCAACAGUCAUCCUGUUCUGGGUCAGUGUUCCCGUCUUGUCAGAGCAAAUCACUGAAGUGGAGCCUAAACACACAAGUUAAAGGGUACUUAUAAAUACUAUACAUGCAUGUUGACUGGUAUAGCUAAACAUAGGCCAAAACUGGAGUCAGAUCUUUUUGUUGUAUGUUAAAUUUGUUUCACUAUAUUGCAUGAAUUGUGGAGUUGUAGUUGCACGUGAAGGAAUUAAAGCUGCAUUUUGUCUUGUAUUAUCAGAUCUAUCUCCACAGCUAUCGAUUUAUCAUGUCAGCACUGUAGAAUGGUCUGACUACACCUCUCACUAUCAUUCUACUCAACAUGGUUGUAUUUGUUUAAACCAAUAGCAAUCAAAUUUGGUGAUGCUAAGCCCAGGAUGCAGGAAUGGUGCCCCUGCAAAAUAGUGAUAGGGGAAUUGUUUUGGUGGAACAUUUGUAUGUAUUGAUCCAAGCACUUGCACUAAACGGGACUAACCUCCAGAAAAAAAUCCAAAUCUUGAGCAAAACUUGACAUUUUCAGCAUACAAGUUGCUGCUCUGAGAUUGUUUUUGUUGUUUUUCCUCAGUAAAGGGGAUUUCAAAGGCAGUAACAUGCAGUCAACAUAAAAUGUAGAGUGGAUAUGGCAGAUUUAUACCCAAAAUCGACAUGCAAAAUAAAAAAAGCAAAACUUCAGAAUUUGAAAAUAUGUACUUCUUCAGCUCUUCCAUCUCCCAUAUCUGCUCUAAGCCUCUCCAACCAAAGGCUCAAAAAAUAGUUAAGCUAAAAAUUUACAUUCAUUUGCAGCCAAUCCUACUUUUACAGUUAACUAUUUAUUCUACCUCUUUUGAUAAGUGAAUAACCCUCUGAAAAUCUACUGUCAUUGACUAGAUUUCCAAUAAUCUGAAGAAUGAGCCAGAAGAAGGUACAAAAGCCACUCAGACUACAGGAAUAACAAUAUGCUUAAAGGCUACUGUAUAAUUUUAACUUAAUGAAUUCCACAAAAUCUAAAAAAAUAAACAUGCAAAGCCUGAUUCACGUGUAUCUGGCAAAUUCUACAAAUAACCUGGACAUUAAUACAAGGAUCCCUUUCAAGUUUACCCUGAUCAUACAAUAAACUGAGCAGGAACAGGAGAGCUAACCUAACGUCUCCACGGCCUCCAGAUUCUUCACAACACAGUUCUUCCUGGCGAGUCGCUUAGCGGUCAGAGACAGACACACCUGUAGACAUAGAAACUGUCGUGUUACUGCAUGGAAAAGUUACAUUCCUAUGCAAGAUAUCCACAUUAAUUUUAACAUACUAAUACACAGGAUAUAACUUUGCUUUCAUAGUGGCUAGUGCACAAUAAAAACUGGUAUGGAGAUAGAAGUAUCAUAUUUGUUUACAGUGACUGUAGCCAGCAGCCCCUCUGGCACAUAAGCCACCACGAUAGCCAUGAAGAAGAUCAUGGCCUCCAGGAACUGGUAUCCGAUAAACAUGGCGACCACAAAGAAGGUGAACCCGAAAAAGAUGGCCAGACCGGCGAUGAUGUCCACAAAAUGCUCGAUCUCUAUGGCGAUGGGGGUCUUCUCGUUGCCGACUCCGCUGGCCAAGCUGGCGAUCCGACCGAUGAUGGUUCGAUCACCUGUGUUGAUGAUCACACCGGUGGCCACGCCUGCCAGGAGAAGAAGAGGUUAUUAUAUUGAUUCACAUGGACCUGCUGUGUCAAGUUUUACUGAAAAAUAAUGAAUGAACAGUGAACAAAUGAGCAACAUUCAGGCCAGACUUUGAUUCUGUGUCUUAUGUCUUCACCUUCCAGGCAGGUUGUAGAGAAGAACGCGAUGUUUCUGGUCUCCAGUGGACUCUCAUGGGUACAUUCUGGACUCCUGGUUUGUGGUUCUGACUCUCCUGUGAGAGACGAGUUAUCAACCUGGAACACAAAGUAUAUAAAAAAGAUUUACUUCAUAUCUGCACAUUACAAUGUGGUAAGAAACAAAAGGAUCUGAUUUUGGAUAAUAAGGCAUUUAGAUUCUAAAUGUGCAAUUAAAAUACACUGACAGCCUGGUUGCAGCUCUUUAAUUGAAAGUUCACAAUUUUGAAGUUGACCACACUAUAAAAAAAACUUUUGUGACAAAAAAAUCAAGAAAAAAAAUGCAUUAUUUUACAGAUUGAUCCCGUUUUGUUAAAGUACAGAUGUUAUCUAGUAAAAUGUGAGAAAAAAAGAUAUUAUUUUCAUAUUAACUGUAAAGAAAAGACACCCUAAAACAGAUAAUUUUUAAAAUAUAGAUAUAAAAUAUAGGUGAAGUUACAUAAUCAGACUGUCCCUUAAAAAAUGAUAAUUUUAGUUUUUUUUUAACAGACUGAAGCUUUACUUUUACAGAUUAAUGUUGUUCAACAAAAUAGAGUUUAAAGUGGAUUCUUGUAGUACAGUAUAUCAGUGUGUCCAUACUGUGCGUAUUUUACCUUACAGCCCUGACUGGUGAUGAUGCGAAUGUCAGCAGGAACUCUGUCUCCUCCUUUGAUCUCCACCAGAUCUCCCACCACCAGCUGGUUGGCAUAGAUCUGGUUCUUCUGGCCGUCUCGGAUCACUAUGGCUUGCUAGUUGUGGAGAAUAAAGAUUAGCCAAGAAGGAAGAGAGAUGAUGCAGUGUUCCAGUGUUUUCACUGCUUGCAUGGAACUUACUUGUGGCACCAAAUUCUUGAAGCUGGCAAUGAUGUUGGUGCUCUUGAACUCUUGGUAGUAACCAAAGCAACCAGUCACCACGACAACGGCAAUGAGGGUGAUGGCCAAGUACAGCUGGAAUGAGAGAGAAGAUGUUACUCUGUUCUUUCCUCAUGUUCCGUCUGUUCUGCAGGAGAAGCAGUAAGAAUGUGACUCACGUCGUCGAAGCUGGUGAGGUUCCCUCUCGCCAGUUCAAUUCCGAAGGCGAUGAAGCAGAUGACGGCGGCGACCCACAUCAGACACUGCAGGCCUCCAGCCAGCUGCCGGGCGAACUUCACGUACUCCGGAGUUCCUUUAGGAGGCUUCAGCUCGUUGGGACCGUCUCUCUCCAGGACCUGACUGGCGAAGGUGGAAGUCAAACCCUGCAGGAGGAGGUAAAGUUAGUUAAUAUGGCUGGAAGCAAAAUAUCAAGUGAUAUGUAUAGAAGAUACAGAUACAGGUGAAGGAAAAUGAAUAAACUACUAAAACCAAUCUAUAAGAAGAAUGGAGUAAAAAAAAAAAACUCAAUAUUCUGUACUGGUAUUUCUACAAAUUGUAUUUCAUUCUUUUCUUAUAUACAUAUACAUAUAUAUGUAGAGUUAGGGUUAGGGUUUUAUUAUUUAUUUAAAUUUAUAUAUAUUAUUUGUUUAUUUAUUUCUUCAGACAUUCACUGGUGUUUGAAAGAAAAAAAUAAUAUUACCAAUUUUAAAAGGUCAAAUGGUUUUUUAAACUGUUAUUUUACAGGUUUUACUCAUUUUGUUAAAUCACAGAUAAUAAAUAACUCUUAAAAUCACAAAAAUUAUCAAUUUACUUGGUAAUCAUAAAAUGAAAACAGGCCAAAACUGUAAAUAAUGUCCAAAUGGAAAAUGAUAAUAAUAAUUCAGGUAUAUUUCCAUUCUUGUAUAUUUUUUACACUUAUUUUACUAUAUUUAAAUUAUCUAAAAAUGUAAACAAUUUUCACAGAAAAAGAAACUAUUGAAAAAUGACAGAACAAAGAGGUAAAGUUAGUUAAUAUGGCUGAGGGCAAAAUAUUAAAAAAGAUUAUACAGGUGAAGAAAAGAUAAUAAUCUAGUAAAACUAAGCUAUAAGAAGAAUGGAGUGAAACAAAAGUCCCUACAGUAGAAUAGUCUCACCUUGGUGAUGCUGGUGGUGUACCUCAUUUCUAACUCUUCUAAUGUGAUCUCAUGAUCGUCCUGCAGGAGGAGACAGACAUCACUGAUUCAGAGAACUUUCAAAGGCGUUUUUUUCAUAGCUGAUGGUUGUAACUUGAUAGAUUAAAUAAAGCGUCUGUCCUGUAAAAUCAGGUUAAUCUGCAGCAGCUAAUUACUAAUCCUUCCAUUGGUAACUGUCAUCACUUACUAUGUCCAUUUCUCUCUUCAUUCCCUCCAGCUUUUCCUUCUUCUUCUGCUUUUUCUUCUUCUUCUUGUCCAAGUCUCCGUCCAUCUCGAACAUGUCGAACGUUUCCUGAAUGCAGGCAGAAAUAAGAAGGAAGUAGAGAUUUAUGAAAGCUUCACCUUCACGAUGAUGGAGAUUUUUACAUCUGAUGUAUGCGCUUUAAAAGUGGCCUGUGCACUACAGUAAAUGAGACAAUUCCGAUAUUAAGUCAUUAGGUACAAAUAUGUGUGAACUUUUCAUACGAAUAUUUAGUAAGUGAAGAAAUCCCGACACAUUUAAAUAGUUAAUCGACUUAAAAAGAUAAUAAAUUUAUUUAUAAAAUUUAUCUUCAAAAAGAUGAAAAAAUUCCAACUAUUACACUAUAAAAACAUUGCUGUAAAUUUUAUUACUGACACCUAGAUGCGAGGAAAUGACUCUUAAAGUGUUUCCAACAUUUUACUGUAUUUUUGUUUGAACUAUUAUUUCUACUGUUUCAGUUAAGCAUUAUAGUAUUGGUGCAGUUUUUAGAACUUAGAUUUUGUUUUACGCCAAACAGAAAUUACAUGUUUCACCCCCCAAAAACCCCAAAGAAGUAAACCAGAUAUUUUAUCCCCAAAAUAUCACAAUUACUGAUGAACAUUUGUCUUUAAAAUAUAGUUUAACUGGUAAACAUUUACUUAUUAAAUACAAAAAAUGCACGUUUCCGUACACUCUUUAUCUUUUUCUUUAUAUUAACCAGUCGGAAAGUCGACAAUAUGAAUUUAUAUUCAUAGUAUUAUAAGAAAUUCCAAUAUUUUGUCCUAAUAUCUCCUAGAUUUGCCCAGUUAAUUCAUCAUGAUCCACAAUGAUAAACAAAUGAAAAUGCACGCAUGUUUUACUUUAUUUAUGUGCAACAGACACCAUUUCUAAGUGGAUUUCAGUGAACUCAAGCAGAUGUCAGUAUAUUAUGGUCACAUGAUGUCUUGGGUUAAAGUUCCAAAGAUGUUUCUUUAUUUAAUUCAGGUUCUAAUUAAUUCAGACAGCUGAAAUGAGGCUAAAAAAUCAAUUUAGUUGAAAAUUUAUUGUCUUUUCAAUACAUUUCUGUACAGUAAAUAACAUACAUUUUUAUAAAUUAACCCAUUUUCAAUUGCCCUUGAUUAAAUUUACACAAAUAAGUACAUUUUCUACUAAUAAAAGACUCAUCUGCUUCCCUCAGAGCCACUGAUGAACAGAAUUAUUGGUCCGGAGGUGUCGCCUACCUUAGUCAUGGUUGCAGGUGUGAUGGGGGACUGCUCUCCUAAAUCAAUGGAGGUCCAGACCACUCGAUCCUUCUUCGCCCCCGAAAUCUUGGCUGGUUUCUCUCACAGCGGUCAGAAACAGGAAGGAUUAUCUGGGAAAA
This is a messenger RNA of Amphiprion ocellaris (clown anemonefish), 18613 nucleotides long. RefSeq names its product DENN domain-containing protein 3-like. The record is from RefSeq and is a predicted model, not a curated record. Gene Ontology annotation, cellular component: cytoplasmic vesicle. NCBI's taxonomy places the organism in Eukaryota, Metazoa, Chordata, Actinopteri, Pomacentridae. The transcript is spliced from 28 exons. Bases 213 to 4025 code for a protein of 1270 amino acids. Gene Ontology annotation, molecular function: protein binding. Gene Ontology annotation, biological process: regulation of Rab protein signal transduction.